AAUCAAACGACAUCAUACCGUUCUAUCAAAAGCGAAAGCACGCGUUUUCCAAAAGCCUAAGAUUUCUUGCCUUCUUUUGAACUCCUUUGUUUUGAAAGAAUUUUGAAAGAAACCAUAUCAUGAGAGUCGCACUGUCAUAUAUGCAAUUGAUGCUGAUCACUUCUGUGUCCGGGUUUGGACCGCAAAAAAUGAAAACCAUAGAAAUAAUUCGGAGUUCCCCGCGCCCCGAGACUUCCCUUCGAUUCUCACCGUCGGAAGAUGGUGACGAAAAGUCGAUCAACGUGCUCGGCACCCGAAUGGAAUGCUGCUGCUCCAACGUCGGAAAUUCAGGAAUCGGCACUGGCUUUUACCGAAAUGGUUACUGCUCUACCGGUCCACAGGACUUUGGGAGGCACACCGUUUGCGUGCAGGUUACGGAGGACUUUCUUGAGUUUUCCAAAUCGGUGGGGAACGAUCUCAGCACGCCUAUUCCCGAGUAUCACUUCCCCGGGCUGAAGGAGGGCGACCAGUGGUGCCUCUGUGCCCAGCGGUGGGCUCAGGCCUACGCCUUCGGGAAGGCACCGAAGCUGUAUCUACGGGCUACGCACGAGAAAACGCUGGACUAUGUGGAAUUCGCCGUGCUCCGACAAUAUGCACUCGAUGGGAAGGAAGCCGACGCCGAAAAGGGAGACCUCGACGAGAAGAGAAACAUUCUCGAAAACAUUUUUGGACAGGAGAGUUCGCCGUCAUCACCACCGAACUCUGAGAGCGAGGAGUAAAUAGUGGACGAAAUUGUUCUGAUCCUCUCAUGAAGUCGUUA
Pseudo-nitzschia multistriata is the source of this 799-nucleotide messenger RNA. Lineage: Eukaryota; Bacillariophyta; Bacillariophyceae; Bacillariales; Bacillariaceae. The record is from the annotation of a GenBank genome assembly.